AUGCAAACACAAACAGAGAUGGAUCCGCCAGUGGCUAGCAUAAGCACAGAAAGAUUCACUGCGCUCUGGGAAAUUUUCCAAGUGGAAGCAAACAAGCUGGCGAGCGGGAUUUCGUGCAGCGGCAUGAAAAUAUACACGGCUAUCUACCAAAUUGUAAGCGGCGGAGACAUAUCCUACUCUGUGCGUCUGCACUGGUGUAUAGGGAAGUUCUUCUUCGCGUUUUGCGUGAGCCUCCGAGAGAGGAUACAGGGCGACAACUGGGUGGAGGAGUACGUGCGUGCGUUCUGCAAGUACGAGCGGACCGUUGAAACGAUAGACCUGCUGUGCCUGCACCUGAACGAGGCCAUUAUUGACAACAAAGAGUGCAAAAACGUGAAGGACCUGGGGUAUGUUAUAUGGGAACGGUGCAUUCUCCGGCAGCGAUACGAGAACAAGCUCCCGGCCCUCUUUGAGUCGCUGCCCGAGAGACGGGAGUUUUCGGGGGUGUGUCUCCGGUCUCUGAGCAAAAUAGUGACAAACUCGAAAAACAGGCUGGAGUACUACAAAAACAACUACGAGGCAGGGCUGCUCGCAGGCGUGGUAAGGAGGUUCAACGAGAACAUUCGGGCGCAGAAAGAGCCCAGCCUGGCUGCGCAUCUGGCGAACUGCAGCAGGUGGAUAGCGAUGUACAAGCAGGAGUACUCUUCUCUCCUGCUGCCUAUUUCCUUGCCUGUGCUUGAGGAGGUGCUGGAGAAGGUCGUGUUCACCAAGCACGCGCACGUCCUGAAGGACGAGAUUCUGCGCAUUUUGAACCGAAAAAACCCGGCGGAGAUAAAAGAGCUGUGCAGUGCUGUGCGCCCCCUUCGUAAAAAGGUGUUCCCGGCGUUUCUCCUGUACAUAGAGGAGUUCAGCAACAGCGUCUGGCCGGAGGGGAAGAGCUGCGCAGUGUCGGGCGCCGCCUACAGGGAGAUUUUGGGGCUUCUUUCCUCGAGCGAGUGCGAGCAGACAGAAAAAAUACUUGCAAGCACGCUUUCUGCGCGGAUAUCGCGGGCGGGCAUUGGAAAAGAGCUCUCCGACUAUGUGGAGGCGCUUGUUGCGCAAAAGAACCUGGAAGAGAUAAAAAUAGCAGACGUGCUCCUGAAAAACAUCACCAUAAAGGAGGAGCGGGAGAUGUUCUGCACGGCGUACGUGCAGAAGCUGUCAGAGCGGCUUUUCUCUCUUAAGUUCGACCCCUCAACAGAGCGGGUUGCUGCUGAGUCGCUGAGCCUCCCCUGGGUUCUAAAGAAGAAGGUGCGCAGGAUCUUUGACGACAUGGUGCAGAGCACAAAGGAGAACGAGCACUUCAGAACGCUGUACGGCAUGGAAAACUUCAAGUACAUCACCCCCGCAAGCAACGAGAUCUUUUUCUACUGCAUUGUUACAACAGCCUGUGUGUGGCCAAUCCCCGAAGAAGCUAUGAUGGGCAUGCGGCUCCCGCCGGAAAUGGACGCAAUUUUGUCUGCGUUUUCGGGGCAGUACCUGGAGAAAAACCCAAAGAGGCGCCUCUCGUGGGUGGAAGCCCUGUCCACCAUAGAAAUUGAGUUUGAAACCGACCGGAGGUACUGCAUGGAAAUGCCGCUUGCACACUACACUGUUCUGGCAGCAGUUGAAAAGGAGCCGGCUGCGCUUGAAAGUGUGAUGGCUGCGGUCGGCCUCAGCACCAAGAGCACUGUAAACAUUCUUGAGUCCUUGCAAAGCAUCUCCAUUGUGCGGCACGCUGCAGGGCUCUACUUUUUCAACGACAGCUUUACAAGCACCCAGCAGAAAAUAAAGCUGUGUCCAACAGAGAGCUCCUCAAAGCGCGCGGGGAACCGAAAGCCGUACUACCAGGCAUGGAUAUCGAAAACCCUCAAACACACAGGAGAGUGCGCGCUGGAUGCCCUGAUGGCGGCGAUUCAAAACGCGCACACAACCAUCUUCGACUGGAACAUGGAGGAGUAUGCAGACGCGCUGAGGAGCCUAAGCGAGCGUGGGCUUGUGGAAAUAGUGGACUCAACUGUGCGCUAUCUUCCGUAG
Messenger RNA from Nematocida major, 2034 nucleotides. RefSeq lists its product as uncharacterized. Gene Ontology annotation, biological process: ubiquitin-dependent protein catabolic process; protein ubiquitination. The transcript has a single exon. Gene Ontology annotation, cellular component: cullin-RING ubiquitin ligase complex. The coding region runs from base 1 to 2034 and encodes 677 amino acids. Gene Ontology annotation, molecular function: ubiquitin protein ligase binding. The record is from RefSeq and is a predicted model, not a curated record. Lineage: Eukaryota; Fungi; Microsporidia.